Molecule: messenger RNA, 2527 nt
Organism: Brienomyrus brachyistius
Lineage: Eukaryota; Metazoa; Chordata; Actinopteri; Osteoglossiformes; Mormyridae
Gene: tomm34
Product: translocase of outer mitochondrial membrane 34
Exons: 8
Coding region: 321-1232 (303 amino acids)
Cellular component (GO): mitochondrion; cytosol
Molecular function (GO): heat shock protein binding
Source: RefSeq, a predicted model, not a curated record
AUCCGGCUGCGGAGCACUGCCGCUGCAAACGCCCCACAGGAAUGGGUGGCCUACAGAAAUAGAGACGCUUGCUGGCAUCGCCAUCUCCAUACCGAGGAGCGAAAACGAAACCUUAGACGAGCGAGAGGAAAAGGAGAGGAGGAGGAGGAGCAGAGCGAGGCCGCACUGGGACGCAGCCGGCACUUCGUUAGGAGCAUAAGAGCUGCGCAGCCGGCUUUAGAAGGGCGCCGGGAAAUAGCCGACGCGCAGUCCUUCCUUUUCUUCACAGAAAGACAUUUUGAAGCGUCUUUGACACUAUUUUUUAAACUUCUCAAUCAAAGAUGCCACAGAAACGUCGCUCGCAGUCCUGGGCUGAGCUCAAAGACUCCGGCAACGUGCAUUUCAAGCACGGGCAGUACGGCGAGGCCUCCGCUCUCUACUCGCAGGCCAUCGCGCUUCUGGAGAAGUCAGGUAAGAAUAACCAGGAAGAUCUAAGCAUCCUGUACUCAAACCGGGCUGCCAGUUAUCUGAAGGAUGGGAACUGUGCUGAGUGCAUAAAGGACUGCACAGCUGCUCUGGAACUGGUGCCGUUCGGUAUCAAAUCCCUUCUGAGACGCGCUGCUGCUUAUGAAGCAGUGGAGAGGUACCGGCUGGCUUACGUCGACUACAAGACCGUUUUGCAGAUAGACUGUAACAUUCCAGCCGCCCAUGACGGAAUAAACCGAAUGACAAAAGCUCUGACGGAGCAGGAUGGCUUGUCCUGGCGCGAGAAUCUGCCCCCAAUUCCCACGGUGCCGCUGUCUGUCCGGGAGAGGGCGUGCCAGGCAGCAUCUUCUGCGCCAAACGCGCAGCACAAUAGAACAAGGGCACCAGAGAAGCCUGGGGAGGAUUCCUUAAAGCGAGCAUUGUCCUUAAAGGAAGAAGGCAAUGCACUGGUGAAAAAGGGGGAGCAUACAAAGGCGAUUGAGAAGUACAGCCAGAGCCUCAAACUUAACUCUGCAGAAGUCACAACUUACACAAACAGGGCACUCUGUUACCUUUCUCUGAAGUUGUACAAGGAGGCGGUAAGAGAUUGUGUGGAUGCCCUCCGACUGGAUCCCAAUAACGUGAAGGCUCUAUACAGGCGAGCACAGGCACACAAGGAGCUGAAAGACUACAAAGCUUGUGUUGAAGACCUCAACACCCUGCUGAAAAUUGAACCGAAGAAUACAGCUGCCCAGAAAUUAAAACUGGAAGUACAGAAGAUGAAGUAACUUCAGUGCUUCUGGGCCAAAAAUCUUUGAUUUAAACAGGGUUUUUAAAGUGCCCUUACUUUGCCCUUGUUUAGUUUAUCUUUCUGUGGUAUUUAAUCACAUUAAAUACAUCUCGUUCUUUUGUAGUAUUUUGUACGUUUUUACUUGUUCUGCAGCAAGGCUGGAAAUCUAUGCACUGUAAAUUUAAGCUUUGUCUAUUUAUAAUAUUACAACAGAAUGGACACAGGCAAACGUUUGAAAUUUUAACGUUGUGCGUUUUCAAAAUUGCUUUACGUGAAUUAGAAUUUUAAACAAGUUUAGUAUUGAAUGAGCACUUCCAAAUUAAGCCACUGUUAAAAUUGUGUACAUAUUACAAGUUCUGUUUCAAGAUGGAGUUUCAUACUGUUCAAGGAUAGUUAUUUAGCUGUGUGUUUGGGAAAAGUCUUAUUUUCCGAUGCCUCUCUCCCUUUAGGGUAAAGUAAGUUGCUUUCCGUAUUUCAUUUCGCUUAGUUGUAAGAACUGUCCUCAGGGUUUGAAAACAUUUGUACAGCUUGUGUCAAAAACAGACCGAAGAUACUCCUUUUGGCAGAGAAGAUUAGUAAAGGUGAGCAGUUUUAAUAACGCGGAAUUCCAGAUUGUUUUGGAGCAGAGUAACAAACAAAUCUGGAGUAGGUGUUGACUCAGGACCCUGUGUUGUGUUCAAAGAAAUCAGUGUUGCUAACACACAGACUUGCGCACAUUAAUGUGGCACCAGCUACUAAAUUUGAGAGAGUGUAAGGAUAUAGUCAGUGGGUGGGUACUUCACAUCACUGUUUCCCAAUCCGGUCCUCAGGGACCUGCACACUGUCCAUGUUUUUGCUACCGGGAGCUGGGAGGGAGCAAAAAUGUGAACCAUCUGUGGUCUCCCAAGGACUGGGUUGGGAAACACUGCUAUAUUGAUUCCAUUUUUUUGUUCCACUAGUGAGGCUGUGAUGCAUUUUGAAGGUGAAACCCACACAAUGACCUGCUGUGAAUGAAGAGCCUCUUUAGUUUUUUUGGAAAUAUCUCAGCCUCUCGCAUAUGAAACAUGCUGCUGAUUUUUGCCUCCUGUCAGCUGACCUGUGGACUUACCAAUCAUGUCGGAAGCACCAGGAAAGGAACGUACUUGUGUAUCGCUUGAUUUUGAAUGAAGAUGUUUUGGCAUCUGGCUUUGUGGUUUUCACUUUAACUGAUUUCUGCGUGUAAAGUAUCUGGCUGUAUAAAUGGGGAAGUUGUAACUCCAUGGAUUAAAAGAAUUAGAGAUGCGAAUAAAUAUUUGAUGUUAUUGCUUAAGGAAA